AGGAGAGUCAGGCUUGGGGAAAUCUACACUUGUCAACAGUCUUUUCCUCACAGAUCUCUACCCCGAGAGACUUAUACCAACAGCUGCAGAAAAGAUAAAUAAAACUGUAAAGAUUGAGACAUCGUCAGUUGAGAUUGAAGAGCGUGGGGUGAAAUUGAGGUUGGCGGUCGUAGAUACCCCUGGAUUUGCUGACGCAAUUGAUAAUAAAGAUUGCUUUAAUGCCAUUCUCAGUUAUAUCGAUGAGCAGUUUGAGCGAUACCUCCAUGAUGAAAGUGGGCUUAAUCGUAGGAACAUCGUAGACAAUAGGGUGCACUGCUGCUUCUAUUUUGUAAAUCCAGCUGGCCAUGGGUUGAAACCUCUGGACAUUAAAUUCAUGAAGGCCAUCCACAAUAAAGUGAAUGUUGUCCCAGUAAUCGCCAAGGCAGAUACUCUCACCAAGCGAGAAGUUGAAAAACUCAAGAAGAAGAUAAUGGAUGAAAUUGCUGAUAAUGGAAUCCAGAUCUAUACUCUACCAGACUGUGAUUCAGAUGAAGAUGAGGAUUAUAAAGAACAAUGCAGGCAACUUAAGGGUGCCAUUCCAUUUGCUGUGGUAGGAUCUAAUGCAGUAAUUGAAGUGAAAGGUCGUAAGGUCAGAGGUCGUAUGUACCCAUGGGGUGUCGUUGAAGUUGAGAAUCCUGAACAUUGUGAUUUCAUCAAAUUAAGGACGAUGCUGAUUACCCAUAUGCAGGACUUACAGGAAGUCACCCAAGAGAUUCACUAUGAAAACUUCAGAUCUGAUAAACUUGCCAAUGGAGGAGGAGGGGGUGAGAGGACUCAACGGAAGAGCAAUGUUGACAAGGAAGAAAAACUCUCAGAGAAGGAUAGACAAUUACAAGAGAAGGAAGCUGAGUUGCGGAGAAUGCAAGACAUGAUCGCCAAGAUGCAAGCUCAGAUGGCUAAGCCCGCCCCAGCUCCCGCCCCCACGCAACCACAACAGAAUGGUGCCCCACCAGCAGGGGUGAAUAAUAACACAACCAAACAGAUCAAGACGCAUAAUUGAUGCCAUAGUAACUCGUGAACAAUGUAAACAAAUGAAGUCAGGUUCUCAUCAACAAACUUUAUAAUAAUCCGAUAGGAGUGCAUAAAUAGAAAACAAAAGUGUGGAGAAUUCGUAAAUUGAAUCAUAAAACAUUUGAUUUACAUAAUUAGCAGAAAACAAAAGAGAAUGUUGUUACAAAUGAAAAAAUAUGAUUCUGGACAUUUUCGGAAUGAAAUGAGUUCAAUCAAAAGAUAUUGAAGAAAAAUUCAAAAAAUUCGAACUAUUAAAGAUAAAAUUGAGAAUUGUUCUAAAUUUUAUUUAUGAAUCGCAGCUAAUGGCUGGUGAGGUAAGGGAGGUGCGUCUAAUUGAGGCAGACAGUAUUAUUAUAAUUCUAGUACAAUUCAUGUAUUAAUACAGAAUCAAAGUUAACAUGUUUAGUACUUAUUCCUGUGAAAGAUGGCAGUCCGAUCUGUCUCAUGACAAGGAAAAUAUUGACUAACUUACAAUUAUAUCAUGACAAGAAGAAAAACCACAAAAAUAGGGCUAUAUAUGCUUACUUAAAUAUCACAUGAACAUAUAUACUGGAUAUGCUAACAUUAUAAUAAAAUUAUUACGCUCAAACAGUAUAAAUAUUCAUUUUAUAUAAUAAUGUAAUAUCAUAUAACAAAUGUGUACUAUAAUAAACUAAUUCAUGACAUUACAUCAAGGAGAUACAAGGUCUAUAUAUACAUUAUGGAUAUAACCCAAACUCAUAAUAUUGAUGUUAAAACAACACUACAUCAAUGUCAUCUUGGUCGGAGGUUUCAGCAUUAUAAAAAUAUAAAACCUUGAACUUGUUUUAACUAACAUUGAAUAACAUUUAUAAAAAACUUAUGGAUAUAAAAGUGACACAUGGAUACAUAAAACACAUGGAUAUAUUACAUGGAUAUAUAAAACACAUGGAUAUAUAAUUAACAUUGAUCGACAUGGAUAAAGACUAUAACAGCUAUUAAUAUUUACUUUGCAUUUCAUUUGCAUUAUUUGCAAUGCGGAUAUCAUAUGGAUAUACCACAUCAAUUGGAUACAUAAAAUGGAUUAACUGUACAUUAAACAUCUGGCAUUGUGGAUAUGCCAAGUUCUUAACACCUGGAUAUUAUUAAUACACUACUGUAUUGAUAACAGAGCCCAUCAUUUGGAUAUAAACACAACAUACCUUAUUAGCUAUCACCUCUUAUCUAAUCAUCUAAUAAUGGACAUGAUACACAUAAAACAUCUUAUUGGAUAUCUUACAAGCAGUUAUCAUAUGGAUAUAUAUUAAAAUAAUAUCACAAGUAUCAUAAUUUGGAUAUAUAUGCAUACACAUAAGAGCUGCUAUCACACGGAUAUGUACAUUGUACAUAUUGUGUACAUAACCCAUAUGUAUGUUAUAUCUGAUUUUCAAGACAUUUAUGAACAAUGAAUCUAAUGUAAUUAAGCAUUUAUCAUCUGCAGUCUGAAUGUAGACUGGGUUUACUUGUACAGUAUUGAAUUUGAAUAUCAUGCCAUUUUAACAACUGGAGAUUUCCAACUUGAACAGCAUGAUCUUAUCUGUGGGUUUCAAUAUAAUGAUACCGCCUGUUAGUGUCCAUAUUUUACACUCUUGAGACCAUGGGCUGUUUAAUGAGAAAUGAUGAUCCGUGCGUGUACAAUUCUAGGCUUUCAAUAUCACUGUUUCCGUAUUUCCCUGUGUUUUCCAACAUACAUUACUUCUGUGCCAUUUUGCUAAGGAAGUAGAGAAAAGGGAAAAGACUUGUUAUAGGGGAAACAAAGACAUGUUGCAGCUUUAAGUUCAUGUUGAAGUUGAGUCUCAUUUUG
Owenia fusiformis is the source of this 2851-nucleotide messenger RNA. NCBI's taxonomy places the organism in Eukaryota, Metazoa, Annelida, Polychaeta, Sabellida, Oweniidae. The record is from the annotation of a GenBank genome assembly.